Molecule: messenger RNA, 851 nt
Organism: Tricharina praecox
Lineage: Eukaryota; Fungi; Ascomycota; Pezizomycetes; Pezizales; Pyronemataceae
Exons: 2
Coding region: 65-733 (222 amino acids)
Source: RefSeq, a predicted model, not a curated record
GAAGUGAGUCUACUGCCUCACCACCCAUACACUCGUUAAACCUGCCCGCAUACACUCUUUCAACAUGAAGUUCACCGUCCUCGCCCUCCUCGCCGCCGCCUGCGCCGUCUCCGCCGCGCCCGGGCCCGAUUACAACAACCACGCACACUACCAGCCGGCCAAAGUCUCCACGACGACGAAAUGGAGCGUCAAGUAUGUGCCGACGACGGUGUUCCGAUACAACGGCUACCGCACCGUUACUGAGACGAGGGUAAAGACGAAGACGCAGUACCGCACCGUCCAGGGCUACAAGAACGACGUCACCACGACCGUCUCAAAGUGCACUGUGACCCGCACGCUGGGCUACCAGGUGUGUCCCUCGCACUCGACCAGCACCGUCACCAUCCCGACCACCGUCAACAUCCCGACCACCGUCGACAUUCCAACGACAGUCACGAUCCCGACCACCGUCAACAUCCCGACCACCGUCGACAUCCCAACGACAGUCACGAUCCCGACGACGGUCACGCUCCCCGGCGAAGGCGAGGUCGUCACCGUCACGAUCCCUGGCGCGCCCACCCCAGUCGACGACGAGGUCAUCACCGUUACCGUCCCGACCACUGUCAACGGCGAGAUCACUACCGUCACCGUCCCCACGACCGUCACCGAGAAAACUACUAUAACGUUGUACAUAACGACGUUGACGAUUCCGGGCGCGGGAGAGGUCACUACCGUCACCGCGUGCACAGUAUAGACGAGUUUGGUGGGGAAAGGGGGGGAGGCGGUGGGAAGAUGCGGUGGAAUUGUAGAUUUAAUGUAAUCGAGCGGGGACUUAAUGGCUACUAUGUAUAUCGAGCAAUGUAACUAAGUAC